Anopheles stephensi (Asian malaria mosquito) is the source of this 3449-nucleotide messenger RNA. Its product is annotated as succinate dehydrogenase [ubiquinone] flavoprotein subunit, mitochondrial-like. The record is from RefSeq and is a predicted model, not a curated record. Bases 138 to 2117 code for a protein of 659 amino acids. Lineage: Eukaryota; Metazoa; Arthropoda; Insecta; Diptera; Culicidae. Gene Ontology annotation, biological process: mitochondrial electron transport, succinate to ubiquinone; tricarboxylic acid cycle. Gene Ontology annotation, molecular function: flavin adenine dinucleotide binding; succinate dehydrogenase (quinone) activity; electron transfer activity. The transcript has 4 exons.
UGUUUUCCGAUUCGUUUCCUCGCGCGGUGUCAAAAUCGCACACGAAGCCGUGCGUUGGAGUGGGAAGAUAAAUUUAGCAGUUUUCCCUUCGCGAGUGGUGUGAAUUUACUUUUCAAUCAUCUGUGAGUUGGUGCGAGAUGAGCGGAAUGAUACGACUUCCAACGGUGCUAGCCAAGAACGCGCUUUCCGCGGUUCGAGGCCUGACUGCUGGUACGUCGCAGAGGAACUUGCAUUUCACCGUUGGACAGAAUAAUGCCAAAUCGAACCCAGAUGCCAUUUCGCGAGAAUAUCCCGUCGUUGACCAUACUUACGAUGCGGUGGUGGUUGGUGCUGGCGGAGCGGGUCUCCGUGCUGCGUUUGGCCUGGUAGCGGAAGGCUUUAAGACGGCCGUCAUCACAAAGCUGUUCCCCACGCGCUCGCAUACCGUGGCCGCACAGGGAGGCAUCAAUGCCGCACUGGGUAACAUGGAGGAGGACGACUGGAAGUGGCACAUGUACGAUACGGUGAAGGGUUCCGAUUGGUUGGGCGACCAGGAUGCCAUCCACUACAUGACCCGCGAGGCUCCGAAGGCUGUCAUCGAGCUGGAGAACUACGGAAUGCCGUUCUCGCGUACGCCCGAUGGCAAAAUCUACCAGCGUGCGUUUGGUGGCCAGAGUUUGAAGUACGGCAAGGGUGGCCAGGCGCAUCGUUGCUGUUGCGUGGCGGAUCGUACCGGCCACUCGCUGCUGCACACGCUGUACGGCCAGUCGUUGAGCUACGACUGUAACUAUUUCAUCGAAUAUUUUGCCAUGGAUUUGUUGAUGCAGAAUGGCGAGUGUGUUGGUGUGAUUGCGAUGAACCUGGAGGAUGGUAGCAUCCAUCGCUUCCGCGCAAAGAACACGGUGCUGGCCACCGGUGGAUACGGUCGUGCGUACUUCUCCUGCACCUCGGCACACACCUGUACCGGAGACGGUACGGCAAUGGUGGCACGCGCCGGUUUGCCAUCGGAAGAUUUGGAGUUUGUGCAGUUCCACCCGACCGGCAUCUACGGAGCCGGUUGCCUGAUUACGGAGGGAUGCCGCGGAGAGGGUGGUUAUCUAAUCAACUCACAGGGCGAGCGAUUCAUGGAGCGUUAUGCACCGGUCGCGAAGGAUUUGGCAUCGCGUGACGUCGUGUCGCGCUCGAUGACGAUUGAAAUUCGUGAAGGGCGCGGAUGUGGCCCGGAGAAGGAUCACGUUUACCUGCAGCUGCACCAUCUGCCCCCAGAGCAGCUGGCCCAGCGUCUGCCAGGCAUUUCGGAGACGGCGAUGAUUUUCGCCGGUGUAGAUGUGACGCGCGAACCCAUUCCCGUACUGCCGACCGUGCACUACAACAUGGGUGGCGUGCCGACGAACUACAAGGGCCAGGUGCUGACCUCGGAGAACGGUACGGAUCGUGUAGUGCCCGGAUUGUACGCUUGCGGCGAGGCCGCCUGCUCGUCGGUGCACGGUGCCAAUCGGCUCGGUGCUAACUCGCUGCUGGAUCUGGUUGUGUUCGGUCGUGCAUGCGCCAAAACGAUUGCCCAAGAGAAUCGCCCGGGCGAGAAGGUGCAGGACCUGAAGCCAAACGCAGGCGAAGCAUCGGUUGCCAACCUGGACUGGGUGCGUAAUGCGGAUGGGCAGGUGCCGACGUCCACACUGCGUUUGAACAUGCAGAAAACGAUGCAAACGCACGCGGCCGUUUUCCGCGAGGAGAAAACGCUGCAGGAAGGUGUGCGCAAGAUGAGUGACAUCUACAAGACCAUCAACGACGUGAAAGUGUCGGAUCGUUCGCUGGUGUGGAACUCGGAUCUGGUGGAAACGUUGGAGCUGCAGAAUUUGCUGCUGAACGCCAACAUGACGAUCGUGGCGGCGGAAAAUCGCAAAGAAUCGCGCGGAGCCCAUGCCCGCGAAGAUUACAAAACACGUUCGGACGAAUAUGACUUUAGCAAACCGCUCGAAGGACAGCAGAAGAAACCGAUGGAAGAGCACUGGCGCAAGCACACGUUGACGUGGAUCGAUCCGGCCACCGGUAACGUCACCAUCGGUUACCGUCCAGUGAUUGACGAGACGCUCAGCGAGGAGUGCGCUACCGUGCCGCCGGCGAUUCGGUCGUACUAAACAAAGUAAACAACAACCGCCCGCACGAUGUUUGCCGCUGCCGUGUGAUCUAUUUUUGGGGACUGCGACGCUACGACGAAGAAACUGAAGAUCAGAGCCGCACGUCAUCGGAGUGGCUAACCGCUGCCGCCGCCAGCCUGGCUCUAGAAAGUAUUAUUAACAGCGUACAGAUCAGAUCCCAAAACACACCAUCACUGUUUAUUUAUUGCAUCUAUAGACUGUGGACAUUUUGCGUAAGGUCGUAAAGACUAAAGACCACGCGACAAAUAAAUAAAGAACGAACGAACGGGGUUAUGUUUUCCGCAGAUAAGUUUCGAUCCUCAACCCAACUGCCUGCGCCUGUAUGUGGAAAAGGGAUGGAAAAGCUUCGCACAAUACUUUCUGCGUGAGUGUGUGUGUGUUUAUGUGUGCGCUCGUGUGCUGUGCAUCUGCCAUUUGUUCCUAAAGUCCCCUCAAUCGUGCACAUAACAACAUGUUACGAUAACCAGUGAGCGGUUUACGCCGCAAUAUUGCGACGAUACGAUAAGAUUGGAUAAGAGGCUGCUGUGUUGUUUGUGAACCACAAAAACAAGCCGGACCGAAAGAUGGUAGUGAGAACGUAACGUAUCUUGAGUAUCUUGAGUUUCAAAUAUUUAUUUAAAUUCGACCCUUCGUUUUUUAACUGUAGGAAACCAAAAACUAAACAAUCCUUAAUUGGUGUACUUCAUUAGCGUUAGUGAAUGCGAGACGAAGCAUGCAAAAAACUACCUUUAAAAAAAUAGCCCUUGCAAUUUGGGAUGUCGAAAGUGAACCAAAAGAUUGAGAUAAUAAAGCAGCUGAAGCAGCCUUUGCAAAACCACUGCAGACCACCAUUCAGAUUGGAUGUGUUCUACUGAUGUGUUAGCUGAAAUUCAGAUUUUUGAACGAACGUACAAGUUCUGUUGUCCGCAGUAAAGAUUAUUGGUCCGGAUUUUUUUUGAAUCAUUUGCACAGAUUACCCUGCCGUCGCCGGAAACGAUCUUUCAGUGUAGGAUUAAAUCAUUUCAUAUCGAGUGCUAUUUGAAGUGAUGCCGUGCCCAACACGGCACACUUUACAAACCAAUUAUUCACAAAAUAAAUAAAACAAGUACAACACACACAUCCCUGAAAGCGGUUUUUUUUUGUUUCGAUUGGCAAAGUGAAUAUGGAGAGAGGGAAAAUGUUAAAUGAUAUACCUCAUAUUGUAUCUAUCUAAAUACGAUACCUAAUACCCAAUUCGGUGUUGAUGGGGAAUCGAGAAUUUCCACGAAACUUUGUAGAAGCAGCACUGGCAAUAAAAGGUAAUAAAAUAUUAAUACAAAAAUUGCUGCAGUA